Messenger RNA from Penicillium argentinense, 1101 nucleotides. RefSeq lists its product as uncharacterized. Gene Ontology annotation, molecular function: methyltransferase activity. Gene Ontology annotation, biological process: methylation. The coding region runs from base 1 to 1101 and encodes 366 amino acids. The record is from RefSeq and is a predicted model, not a curated record. Lineage: Eukaryota; Fungi; Ascomycota; Eurotiomycetes; Eurotiales; Aspergillaceae. The transcript has 2 exons.
AUGGCGGAAGGAGGAAUAACAAACAUGACUGGGGAAAUACCAGAAGUCGAUUCCGACCUCAAUGAAGACUAUAAAAUAGUCAAGGGAUUCUUCAGUGCAAGAUCGCAAGUCUUUCAGGACCUUAUGGCUGUUCAACAACGGGUACUGUUAAUGGACCAGAGCCCUGAAGCAGAUCAAUACUUCAAAGGUCAAAAGGAGCGCGCCACUUCUCCUAAUACGAAGCAAAAGAGAUACUUUUAUAAAAUGAUGACGAGAGUUGGGGAUGAGAUGCAAAAUAAAGAGAAAAUCAUCCCGACUAGUUCAAAGACAAUCAACCUAGAAGCUCUCGAUAUCUGCAUGGCCCCUGGGGGAUAUUCCGCAACAGUGCUGAAAUAUAACCGACUGGCCAGAAUUAGUGGGCUAAGCUUACCGAAAUCCGAAGGUGGACAUGACGUUUUACUUCCAAAGUGGCAAGUGAAUAGGCGCAUUAACAUUGAGUUUAUGGAUAUCACCAUGCUUGCUGCUGAGAUUGGAUUUCCUCACCUGGUCUCCCAAGAAUAUACAGAUGCAUCUAAAUUCUCGGAUUAUAUACCUUAUGAGAGCCAGGCCUUCGAUAUUGUUUUUUGCGAUGGACAGGUUCUCCAUACUCAUACGAGAGUAGGGGGUUCCAGGCACGAACCCGCUAGACUCACUGCCGCCCAACUCACAAUCGCAUUACGCAGAAUCAAACGCGGUGGGACUUUGAUUGUGCUCUUGCAUCAGGUGUAUAGCCCCCCUAUGAUCCGACUUCUUGAAUCGUUCAGUCAAUUUUCCAAGAUCUCUCUUUUCAAACCAACUGUCAGUCACGCUCAUCGCAGCUCGUUUUAUCUCGUGGCAAAGGAUGUGGAUUCUGGACAUGAGAGGGCGAGCGAUCUACUUCGCCAAUUGCGAAAUUCAUGGAGAACAUCCACGGUUCAGAGUUUCAAUGUGAACCUACCUGAUGACUCGACUGGAAGGUAUGAUGCUUUCAAGACAAUCGAAGAGGUCAUGCAGUUAUUUGGAGACAAAUUGAUUGUUCUUGCCGAACCUGUAUGGAAUAUUCAAAAGCAGGCCAUGGAAAAGAAAUUCUUGGCAAGUGGGUAA